Parnassius apollo (apollo) is the source of this 1440-nucleotide messenger RNA. The record is from the annotation of a GenBank genome assembly. NCBI's taxonomy places the organism in Eukaryota, Metazoa, Arthropoda, Insecta, Lepidoptera, Papilionidae.
AUGUUGUUGCAAAAUUCACGCGCCGCAAAAAUACUCCGGAAUAUUCCGCCCGAAAAACUGAGCAUCGAACCAGGAUGCUACGCGGUACAGUGUGACAAUUCAAUGGUGUUGGAAGAUCAGCCGCAGCUCAUGAUUAGAAAUGAUGGAUCUCAUCAAGGAUCCACAAACAGAGAUUCUGCAAGUAGCAUUCCUGUUGUAUUAGAUUCAGAUCUACAGUCAUCAAUAACUGAAUGUGUUACUCUGAAUCCCAUAGAAACGGUUGAACCUGUAGAUAUUUCUACGCCGAGGUUAUCACAAGAACACACUAAACCAGGAUGCUCCAUGGUACUAACAGAUAAUUAUAAAGUAUUGAGGGACUGCCCCUUUAACAUCUUAAUUAAUAAUGAUAGAUCUAUCUGCCGAAGAUCCACGAGCCAAGAUUCUUUAAAAAGCAUCAGCUCUGUUUCAUUAGAUUCGGAUCUAACGUCAUCAGAAACAGUUGAGCAGACUAUCACUACCUCGUCACCGCCUCCAAGAAAAAGACAAAAGAAAAGUGAACCCCGCCAAUGGGACGCAAAUAAAAACAAGGAACAAAGAGAAAAAGCUAAGGCUUAUUUAGGAAAGAAGAAGAGAGGAAAUAAAUGGGGCUUUAUUGAACCUAAGCCCGUGAGAGAGAUGAAAAGUAGAUGCAAAUGCAAAUUAAGCUUGAAAGGGGAUACCAAGAUGCACUGUGAUAAAAUACCAGAAGAAGAAAGACAAACAAUGUUUGAGAAGUUUUGGAAAAUGAGUUGGAAGGAAAAGAAGGUGUUUGUUAAAAUGUCUUCGAUUUCUAAGAAAAAAGAAAGAGAGAGGUGUGCUGGUACAUCAUCUAGGUGGAAAAACUCUGUAGAGUUAUAUUUAACUGAUAGCACGGGGAUUCGAUUUCGGGUCUGCAAAACCAUGUUCCUUAACAGUUUAGGUGUUGGGGAAUGGGUGAUAAAGAAGUGGAUUAUUAAUGAAGAUGAUCCCAAAGAUGCACCGAAAAAUAAUACCAAAGUGGAAGCUAAAAACCAGUUACGCAAGUUUUUUGAUUCCAUGCCAAAACUUGAAUCACACUACUGCCGAAAAGACUCAUCAAAGUUGUAUCCUGAACCAGUCUGGACAUCAACAUCUCAGCUCUAUGAAACUUACAGAAAAGACUUCUGUGUCAGAGAGAACCUUGAGCCAUUAAGCAUUACCACCUUUUUCAACAUGUUUGAAGCACUCAAUUUGUCUUUAUUUAGCCCAAAAAAGGACUUGUGUGAUAUUUGUGAGUCUUACAAAGCUGGUAAUGUUUCAGAUAUUGACUAUAAGACUCAUCGUGAUAAGAAACACGAGGCUCGAAAAGAACUCGCUAAGGACAUUUCCACGGAACACGAAGUCCUUACCAUGGAUUUACAAUCGGUGCUUUUAAGCCCACGUUCGAAUGUUUCGGCACUCUAA